This is a messenger RNA of Papilio xuthus (Asian swallowtail), 1884 nucleotides long. Its product is annotated as serine protease easter. The transcript has 11 exons. Gene Ontology annotation, molecular function: serine-type endopeptidase activity. Gene Ontology annotation, biological process: proteolysis. Bases 304 to 1551 code for a protein of 415 amino acids. Lineage: Eukaryota; Metazoa; Arthropoda; Insecta; Lepidoptera; Papilionidae. The record is from RefSeq and is a predicted model, not a curated record.
AUGGUAAUGAACGCGGUAUCGACGAAUGACCGUCGAAGAGUAACGUCAUUUCGUAUCUCUUGUUAUAUCUUAGUCACGAAAUCAAGUUUAUACUUAAAAUUUAAAUGUUAUUAAUCAAUUUUUUUGAUAGAAAAUUAAAGCAUGCCGUAUCCAAAUCAAAUAACUUAUGUACAUUCGAAUUUCGUGAUCUUUAAUAAGGAGAAAGUUAACAGUGUUUGUGGUUGGAUUAUUUUGAGUUUGCUUCAGAUCUUGAGCGAAUCGCUAGUGCUAUAGUUUGACAGAGCGAGAUAAGAAAAAUAUAAAAUGAGGAAGUGUUUACAAUGCCUUAUGUCUUUUUGUGCAUUACUGUUGACGUCCGUUCAUUGUCAAUAUUCCGGCGCUAGCUGCGUAAUACAUGGUGACAAUCAACCGGGUGUUUGUUUACCACUGAAAGAAUGUAUUCCUCUGAUGAAGGAGAUAAAGAAAAGCGGCACUUCUAUAUCAACGCAAUUAAGGAGAAAAUUACAAUCUCUAUCCUGCGGCUUUGACCAAGAUCUUCCCUUAGUGUGCUGUAGCGCUAUUACGAACGAUAGAGAUGAUAGUUCCAGUAACGCGGGUAACAAGAACGGUAAUAAUGGUGGCCCGCCUGACGUAAGUAGACAUCGGAAUCUCGGUCUUCUACCAACCCAGUGCGGAAGUAUCGAAAAUGAUAGAAUAUUCGGUGGGAACAAGACACGACUGUACGAAAUGCCUUGGAUGGUGUUGAUUGCAUAUGAUUCAGCACGUGGAACAAAGUUGAGUUGCGGCGGUACACUCAUCUCUGAGUGGUACGUGUUGACGGCCGCGCACUGCGUCAGCUUUCUGGGACCCCGGCUGACGCUGACGGGUGUCGUUCUCGGAGAAUAUGACGUCAGGAGAGACCCUGACUGCGAGAGAGUUGAAGGCGAACUGAAUUGUGCUCCAAGAUCAAGGAAUGUAACCAUCGAGAGUGUGAUAGCCCAUCCGGGCUACACUCCGCAGUCUCUGGUCGACGAUAUAGCGCUGGUGAGGCUAUCUGAACGGGCUGACUUUACUUUAGAUAGCAUGAAGCCAUUAUGUUUACCGACAACACGAGAAUUACAGAGAGAGUCACUGGAUGACUUAAAAGGAGUUGUCGCUGGCUGGGGAGCUACGGAGGAAGGGCUUCAAUCUCCAGUGCUACUUAGCGUCGAUUUACCCAUUGUUCCGAGAGCGGAAUGUCAAGCGGCAUACAAUGGAUCUCCUAAAAUUCAUACUACUCAGUUGUGCGCGGGUGGAGUUCAAGAUAAAGAUUCUUGCGGUGGUGAUUCCGGCGGUCCACUUAUGUACCCCGGCAGGACUGUGGCUGGCGUGAGGUACGUGCAACGUGGAAUAGUAUCGUAUGGAUCCAAGCGUUGCGGCGUUGGUGGCUUCCCCGGCGUUUACACCAAUGUAGCUUACUACAUGGAUUGGAUUCUAGACAACAUGAGCAGUACAAGGAGCACGAUGAACUCCAAAGGUCUACGGAGGAACGGGUGCCUCGAACGCCGACGCCUAGCUUCGCAUCCUGUAUAAGCGAUUCUUGCAGUUGUCAGCUGUCGUCGCAACAACCAGAACCAGCUGCAACACUCGGUUCACCAGUUACUCGUGGACGGUCACCAGUACCGGAAAAUCGCUGCUGUUUAAAUUUCAUGGAACGUAUAUCGUGUUCAAUGGGAACGUCAUGGAAAAGUUUCCAUAUGCUGUACAAAACAGUCUCCAGCGACAGAUUUACUUGGCAGUUGUUCAAAAGUAUCAUAUUCUUCACGCUCGGCUUGAAGUUGUUCAACGAUAUAGCAAGGCACAUGGCAAAAAAUAAUAAAUAAUGCAUGUCUACAAGAUUUUGAAUUUAAAAGUAUUUAUUUUUGA